Messenger RNA from Daphnia magna, 546 nucleotides. RefSeq lists its product as uncharacterized. The transcript has 3 exons. The record is from RefSeq and is a predicted model, not a curated record. The coding region runs from base 1 to 531 and encodes 176 amino acids. NCBI's taxonomy places the organism in Eukaryota, Metazoa, Arthropoda, Branchiopoda, Diplostraca, Daphniidae.
AUGAUAUUUCUCGUGAGUCGUGAUGACUACAAGGAUGUCACAGUUCAUGCCCGUGCCCUUGAUGCUGUUGCUCAAAGACUGACAUGUUGCACUGGUGCUGACGUAAAAUCAAAAUGGGAAUAUUUGAGGAAGUGUUGGUUGAACGAGAGGAGAGAACAAAAUAAAGAGGAUCCAUCUGGCACUGGGACUGAUGACUUAAAGAAAAACCAACGCAAACCAUUUGCUUAUUAUGAAUCUAUGGGAUUCAUUUCCCCUUUCACCAAGUCAAGAGUGGGUCGCCAUACUAACAUUACUAACAAUAAAUAUUUCCAAACCGAUGACUAUGGUAAUGACAACGAUGCUGAUGAAGCUGUUCAACAACAACAAACAGUUGAAGUAGUACAUGUUGAAUUGUCACUCGAUUCCAGUAAUUCGGUUUUUGCAUCAGAACAAACAAAGCAAAUUUUGCAAAACGGAACUUUUUAUUCGUCGGAUUCAGACCAAUUUGCUGACGAACGUAAUAACAGUGGGAAUAAGACUCAAACAUUUUGAUAUUCUUUUCCAUAC